Dipodomys spectabilis (banner-tailed kangaroo rat) is the source of this 6730-nucleotide messenger RNA. RefSeq names its product GRIP and coiled-coil domain containing 2 (gene Gcc2). The transcript is spliced from 23 exons. Gene Ontology annotation, biological process: late endosome to Golgi transport. The record is from RefSeq and is a predicted model, not a curated record. NCBI's taxonomy places the organism in Eukaryota, Metazoa, Chordata, Mammalia, Rodentia, Heteromyidae. Bases 70 to 5118 code for a protein of 1682 amino acids. Gene Ontology annotation, cellular component: Golgi apparatus.
ACGUCAGAGACCGCCGCUGACGGAAGACCUGCGGUGGCAGCUCCGGCCGAACCGCGGGACUGCGGGACGAUGGAGGACCCAGCUCAAGAUGGGGUGGCCUCUCCCGCCACCCCUGGGACCGGAAAAUCUAAGCUGGAAACAUUACCCAAAGAAGAUCUCAUCAAGUUUGCCAAGAAGCAAAUGAUGCUGUUACAGAAAGCUAAGUCAAAGUGUACAGAAUUAGACAAAGAAAUUGAAGAACUCAAGUCACAAUCUGUUGGUAAAGGAACUGAUGAUAUUACUAAGGCAUUGACUGAACGUCUGGAUGCUGUACUUCUGGAAAAAGCAGAGACUGAGCAACAAUGUCUUUCUCUAAAGAAGGAAAAUACUAAAAUGAAGCAAGAAGUCGAGGAGUCUAUCAGUAAGAUGAAAGAUAUGCACAAGGAGUUUGAACAAUCACAGAGAAAGUAUGUGAAAGAAAUUGAAAAUUUGAAAAAUGAAUUGUUAGCAAUACACUCCAAGCAUAGUGAAGAUGAAGCUACCUUACAAAAAGAACUGGAAGAAGCAAUGAAUAAACAAUCAGAACUUUUAGAACAACUUAAGUUUCACAGAGACUCUGAAGAUAAUGUUAAAAGACUACAAGAAGAGAUUCAGAAAAUUAGGCCAGCUUUUGAGGAGCAAAUUUUGUAUCUACAAAAGCAGUUGGAAGCUAGCACUGAUGAAAAGAAACAAGAGAUUACUCAUCUUCAAAAUAUUAUUAAGACAAACUCUCAGCAUUACCAAAAAGAUAUUACUAGCUUACAAGAAGAACUUUUGCAGUUGAAAGCUAUACAUCAGGAAGAAGUGAAAGAGUUGCUGUGCCAGAUUGAAGCAUCAGCUAAAGAACAUGAGUCAGAAAUAAACAAGCUAAACCAGCAAACAGAGAACUUAGUACAGCAGUGUGAGGUAAGUAAGAAGAACAUCCAGGAGAAGUAUGAGUAUGAAUUAGAAAAUUUAAGGAAAGGCACCUCAAAUGUAAACCAAGAAAGUCAGAUUUGUUCUGUGCUCUUACAAGAAGAUACUUUGAUAGAACAAGUAGCAAAUGAGAAAGUUAAACAUUUAGAAGAUUCCUUAAAAGAACUGGAAUCUCAACAUAGUAUUUUAAAAGAUGAAGUUACUUACAUGAAUAAUCUUAAAUUAAAACUUGAAAUGGAUGCCCAACAUAUAAAGGAUGAGUUUUUUCAUGAGCGAGAAGACUUGGAGUUUAAAAUUAAUGAACUGUUACUAGCUAAAGAAGAACAGGGCUGUGUAAUAGAAAAAUUAAAAUAUGAACUAGAAGAUUUAAAUAAACAGUUCAGCCAUGCCACAGAUCAACAUAAUAGAGAAGUAGAAGAUCUUAAGGAACAUCAUCAAAAAGAAAUAUCAGAACUAAAUGAGACUCUUUUGUCAGGCUCAGAAAAAGAAAAGUUAACAUUAAUGUUUGAAAUACAGGGUCUUAAGGAACAGUGUGAAAACCUACAACAAGAAAAGCAAGAAGCAAUCUUAAAUUAUGAGAGUUUGCGAGAGAUUAUGGAAAUUUUACAAACAGAACUGGGAGAAUCAGCUGGAAAAAUAAGUCAAGAAUUUGAAUCAAUGAAGCAGCAGCAAGCAUCGGAUGUUCAUGAACUUCAGCAGAAGCUGAGAACUGCUUUUAAUGAAAAAGAUGCUCUUCUUGAAACUGUGAAUCAUCUUCAGAGGGAAAAUGAAAAGUUAAUAUCUCAACAAGAGUUAGUGCCAGAACUUGAAAAUACCAUAAAGAGCCUUCAGAAAAAGAAUGAAGAGAACAUCAUUACUCUCAGUCAAAGAGAUGCUGCAUUAAAAGAAUUAGAAGUAAAGGUAAGCUCUCUUAGUGCAGAAAAAGAUGAUUUCAUAAGUAAAAUUAAAAAUUCCCACGAAGAGAUAGAUAAUCUCCAUAAAAAAUGCGAAAGGGAACAUAGCUUGGCUAUAGAACUUCAGGAGAAAGUGGAACAAUCUGCCACGCAGCAGAGUGAACUAGAGCAGAGAGUAAAUGAAUUAACAGGAAGACUACAUGAGACUUUAAAAGAAAAGAGUCAAAGUGACCAGAAACUAGAACAACUUACAGUUCACAUGAAAACUGACUCUGAAGACCGGGAAGCAUUGUCAUCUGAAAUAAAAUCUCUCUAUGAGGAAAAUAAUAGACUAAAUUCUGAAAAGAACCAAUUGAGUAGAGAUUUGGAAAUUCUUCUGUCUCAAAAAGAAGGAGAUCUUAAACUUAAAGAACAUAUUUCUGAAUUAGAAAAGAAACUUCACUUAAUGAUUGAAGAGCGAGAUCAUUUAAAUAACCUAUUUGAAAAGGAAGAAGCUCAGAAGUCAUUUGUCAAAUCUCAAUUAUAUGGGUUUCUUAAACAGUUGGGGUCAACAGUUUCAGAAGAAAAUGAAGAUGUUGGAAACGUCCUACAAGCUCUGGGUAAAUCCUUAACAAAAAUAAAUGAAGAAAAACACCACUUGAUUUUUCAAUGUGAUGAAAGGAUAUUAGAAUUUGAAGAAAAAAUUAAGUGCCUUCAAGAAGAGAAUGCAAUUCAGUGUAAAGAACUUAGGUCUUUGCUAAGAGACUAUGAACAGGACAAAGUUCUCUUGAGUAAAAAGUUAGAAGAAACAGUGUCAGAGAAAGAAGCUCUACAACUUGAGCUUCUAGAAAUGAAGAACACUAAUGAAAAAACAAGACUUGAAAAUCAGAAUCUUUUAAUUCAGGUUGAAGAAGUAUCUCAAAUGUUACAUAGCAGAAAUGAAACCAGUAAUGAAAAAUCUUUUACAACAGAACAUGAAGACCUAAGGCCAUUACUAGAACAAAAAGAAUCUGAAUUACAAGAUGUGAGAGCAGAGUUGGCAUUAUUAAAGGAUUCCUUAGAGAAAUCACACGUAAAAAAUGAUCAACUGUCUUCAUUAAAAGAGCUGGAAGAAAAAAUAGGAAAUCUGGAAAAAGAAUCCAAAGAGAAAGAGGAGAAAAUAAGUAAGCUAAAACUAGUUGCUAUGAAAGCAAAGAAAGAGCUUGAUUCUAGCAGAAAAGAGGCCCAGACUCUAAAGGAAGAAAUUGAAUCUGUACGUUCAGAGAAGGAUCAGUUGUCUGCUUCCAUGAGAGAUCUCAUUCAAGGGGCAGAAAGCUAUAAGAAUCUUUUACUAGAAUAUGAUAAGCAAUCAGAGCAGUUGGAUAUGGAAAAAGAACGUGCUAACAAUUUUGAGCAUCACAUCGAAGACCUUACCAAACAAUUAAGAAAUUCAACUUUCCAGUGUGAAAAAUUGAGUUCAGAUAAUGAAGAUCUCCAGGCCCGUAUUGAGACACUACAGUCUAAUGCCAAGUUAUUAGAAGUACAGAUUUUAGAACUCCAGAGAACUAAAGCAAUGGUAGAUAAAGAAUUGGAAACUGAAAAACUUCACAAAGAGCAGAGGAUUAAGGAACAUACCAAUACUGUAAAGGAACUUGAAGAACUUCAGCUACAAUUUCAAAAGGAAAAGAGACAACUUCAGAAAACCAUGCAAGAAUUAGAGCUGGUCAAAAAGGAUGCUCAACAAACUACACUCAUGAAUAUGGAAAUAGCAGAUUAUGAACGUUUGAUGAAAGAACUAAAUCAAAAGUUAACGAACAAAACCAGCCAAAUAGAGGAUUUGGAACAAGAAAUAAAAAUUCAAAAACAAAAACAAGAAACUUUACAAGAAGAAAUGACUUCCCUACAUUCCUCACUGCAGCAAUAUGAAGAAAAAAACACCAAAAUCAAACAGCUGCUUGUGAAAACCAAAAAGGAACUGGCGGAUUCAAAGCAAGCAGAAACUGAUCAUUUAAUACUUCAAGCAUCAUUAAAGGGUGAGCUGGAGGCAAGCCAACAGCAAGUAGAAGUCUAUAAAAUUCAACUUGCUGAAAUAACAUCUGAGAAACACAAAAUCCACGAGCAUCUGAAGACCUCAGCAGAGCAGCAUCAGCGCACACUGAAUGUGUACCAGCAGAAGGUGACAGCACUACAAGAGGAAAGUCGAGCUGCCAAGGCAGAACAAGCUGCUAUAACUUCUGAAUUUGAGAGCUACAAAGUCCGAGUUCAUAACGUUCUCAAACAGAAAAAUAAAUCUGUGUCUCAGGCUGAAACUGAGGAAGCUAAACAAGAAAGGGAACAGCUGGACUUGCUGAUUGACCAAUUGAAAAUCAAACUACAAGAUAGUCAGAAUAGCUUACAGAUGAAUGUUUGUGAACUUCAGACAUUGCAGUCUGAGCAUGAUACUCUACUGGAGAGGCACAACAGGAUGCUGCAGGAAACUGUGAGCAAAGAGGCGGAGCUGCGGGAAAAGUUGUGUUCAGUACAAUCAGAGAACAUGAUGAUGAAGUCUGAGCAUGCCCAUACGGUGAGUCAGCUAACAUCCCAAAAUGAGAUCCUCCGGAACAGUUUCCGAGAUCAAAUGCGACAUCUGCAGGAAGAGCAUAGAAAGACAAUCGAGACACUACAGCAGCAGCUCUCCAAGGUGGAAGCUCAGCUCUUCCAGCUCAAGAGUGAACCAACCACAAGAAGCCCAGCUUCUUCCCAUCAGCCUGGGAAGAACCUUCGAGAAAGGAGAAACACAGACCUCCCACUUUUAGAUGUGCACACUGCUACCCGAGAAGAAGGAGAAGGAAUGGAGACCACUGACACCGAAUCUGUAUCUUCCACUAACACACACACACUGUCUUUAGAGCAGCUGCUUAAUUCUCCUGAGACCAAACUUGAGCCUCCUUUGUGGCAUGCUGAAUUUACCAAAGAAGAAUUGGCUCAGAAGCUCAGUACCACCACCAAAAGUGCAGAUCACUUAAAUGGCCUGCUUCGGGAAACAGAAGCAACCAAUGCCAUCCUUAUGGAGCAAAUUAAGCUCCUCAAAAGUGAAAUAAGAAGAUUGGAAAGGAAUCAAGAACGAGAGAAGUCUGUAGCUAACCUAGAAUACUUGAAGAAUGUCUUGCUGCAGUUCAUUUUCCUCAAACCAGGUAGUGAGAGAGAAAGGCUUCUCCCUGUUAUAGACACGAUGUUGCAGCUCAGCCCUGAAGAAAAGGGAAAACUUGCUACAGUUGCUCAAGGUGAGGAAGAAAAUGCUUCUCGUUCCUCUGGGUGGGCAUCGUAUCUGCAUAGUUGGUCUGGACUUCGAUAGAAAGAAAAAUUUUUCAAUGGAAAGAAAAUUCUUGUUAACCAAAUAGAAUCCAUCUGGGAAAAUGGUUUGUUCACAUGUAUUGCGGUCAUGUUCUGUUAGAAAGUGUGUAUCUGUUCACAUCCUCUUAUAUUUGUAAAUAUGUAUAACAGAUAUAUUUAAAGUCUCAGCUUAAGUAAAAAAGUACAGCAGUUUGAAGUGUUGGUACCAGUGCCCCUAUAGCUCUCUAACUUAGCAGCACAGGCGCCACAGUCUGUGAUGUCCUGGGCUCAUCCCUGGAAGAGAAAACAAGGAAAAACUCCACUCCCCUUCUCUCCAACCUCAGAAGCCACCCACUUCCUGGCAGUACUGUGAAUUUUGAAGCUAAAUUUUGGUACCAUCCCAACUGGAAUUUAAGCUUUUCAAAUAAUGUCUCGACUAUUUACUGCAAGGUCAGAUUUUCAGAUAUAUUAUUAAUAAAUUGUUGAGAAAACUUGGAUAUUAUUAUCUGAAGGAAAAUGCUUAUUGGUAAAGUUGACUUAGUUUUAUUAUGGAGUUGAUGAAGUAAAUAUGCUGCAGUUAAUUAUGAGGCUAAGUUAAAUUAUAGUGCAUUUAGUUACUUGCUUGAAAAUAAACUGUCCUUUUUUUCUCUAAAAUAUAUUAUAUUCUCAAAACUCACUUGUCAUAAGCCCUGGUACUGGCUGAUACAACACUGGCUGAAUUGAUGGGUUCUCUACCCUAGCUAGUUUUGGUGUGUCUCUCAGGGCUAUUAUUUUGGUGCCCUACUUACAAGCCAUGAAUCUGUUUUGAGAAUUCUCUCAUCCCCUCAAGUAUUUCUCAGAACAGUGGUGGUCUUAGUUGGCAUUGAAAUGAAACCAGUGCUUCCAGUGUUGGGUAGGUAGUGCCAUCUCUUCAGCUUGCCCUCCAGAGGGAUUGAAAGAGACACCUAGAGAUGAGGGCUAUGUUUUCAUAGUUCUGGUGAGUAAUGCUAGCUAGAUGGUGAUGUUGCCAUUGAUGCCUCUUAAUAUAUUUUAUUUAGAUAAAAAUUGUAUUCUUAAAUUUGAGAAUUCUAUUUUUAAUAUUUAUUUGUUAAUAAAUGACUAUACAGUAUGCUCUCUGAAGUUCUUAAGCCUGCAAUUUAUACUGUAACUUUCAUCUCAGCUGGAGAUCCGACUUUGUGCGUCAGUUCCUAGAGACAUUAAUUUCCAACUUAACUGAAAUUUGCUGCUGACAAGUUGAGUUUGUUCUUUUAAAAAAAAAAUCUAUAUUUCUUUUUUCCUGACUUAGAAGAACAGACUUAACUGGUGAAUGUAUUAAUGAAAAUGCUUCUAUUUCAGAGCCAACCUUAACAGUUGAGUUUUUACUUUGUAAACUGUGAAUAUGAGUAUGCCUGCAGCAUACACUGUAACUGUAAUAAUAUUUAAAUAGACUUUGUCUGUACUACAGAAAUGUUAUAACAAAGGUAAUAACAAAAAUAGAUUUCUGCAUGAUAAAAGAUAACCAGUUACGAAAGACAUUCUUUCAUGGCUUCAGCAAUGAGGAAAUGGAGUGAUUAUUUUAGUAUUACUAUUAAAUAUGUUUAACUGUAUAGUACAAUUUUGACUACUCUUUUUCUAUUAAAUGUUGUAUAGCUUCA